Molecule: messenger RNA, 1407 nt
Organism: Labrus bergylta (ballan wrasse)
Lineage: Eukaryota; Metazoa; Chordata; Actinopteri; Labriformes; Labridae
Product: basic helix-loop-helix transcription factor scleraxis
Biological process (GO): regulation of transcription by RNA polymerase II; developmental process
Molecular function (GO): DNA-binding transcription factor activity, RNA polymerase II-specific; protein dimerization activity; RNA polymerase II transcription regulatory region sequence-specific DNA binding
Source: RefSeq, a predicted model, not a curated record
GAGAGAGAGAAGAACGUAAAGAAGCAGAGAGAGGCUGAAGGAGAGAAAGAGAGUGACAAACUUCUGCAACAGCGGAGGGGUUUUGGGAUUAAAACAAAGACAAAUAUAGACACAAAGGACAAGGACAGACAUUUUGAGAAGUGAUAGAGGACAAUUCAUUUUGCUGCAACAUGCCACUUUGAUUUGUCUUUCUUUCAAAGGAUUAACUGAGAGAAGAUCUGACCUUUGGAAUGUGAACUGUUUUGAGUAAACCAGGAGAGAAAAACAGACGUGGAACCUGCAGCCACCUGAGACCCAGCAGCUCUGAGGACGGGUUGCUCUUGAUUAUUGUCUAAGGAUCGACUUCAUGACAGGUUAAACUGAGCCUUUUUUUAAAUUUCUGAUUCACCUGCCUCUAUCAACUUUUGGAAAAACAAAGUGGUGUAAAGUCGCAGGAGUAGAGUUGACAAACUUUAGUUAGCAUCACAGAAAAAAAAAAGAAGCAAAGCACUUCUGAUAACAACUUUUAAGCUUCUUCUAGCCCAGUUGCAUCUCUUAAGAAGAUCAAGAUCUAUAAGAGCAUCUAUAGCAAAGAUGACCUUCGCGAUGCUGCGCACAGCGCCUCCUGCAGGCCGCUUCUUGUACGGCGACAUCGCCCUCCUCUCCGAAGAUGACGACGAGAACGGCAGCGAGGGAUCGGGCUCAGAGGAACGUGCCAACAACCCCUCCAACUCCGGCACUUAUCGCCUGUCCUCCUCGCCAUCUGCCUUUCACAUCAAGAUGAACAGGAAGAGGAAGCUGUGCGCAUCAGGGGUAGACAUGGCGGCCAUGAUAGAGAGGCUCGUACCCCCGGGCUCUUCUCCCCCCGGUGAGGGUCGCCAGAGGACGGCAGCAAAUGCUCGGGAGAGGGAUCGAACCAAUUCUGUCAACACAGCAUUCACAGCACUGAGGACGCUCAUCCCCACCGAGCCCGCAGACAGGAAGCUGUCAAAGAUUGAGACGCUACGUUUGGCGAGCAGCUACAUCAGCCAUCUGGGGAACGUGCUGCUCCUGGGCGAGGGUCUCCACGACGGACAGCCGUGCCACGCUCCCUCACCGCCGUUCUUCCACGUUAACUCCUCCCCCAGCCGAGGAUCCGACCAAUCAGCUCAGCCGAAGCACAUCUGUACUUUCUGUCUCAGCAACCAGAGAAAAAUGAACAAAGACAGAGACAGGAAGACAGCCAUCAGAAGUUAACACCGAGGACACAAAGCACACAGACAAACUGCUUCACAGCGCUCUAGUUGGUUUUUAAAAUAUCUCCAACUUGAAGACUCAUCAGACGUGUGAGGGAUUCAAAGAUUUUGAAGGAUUUCUUAAGCACUUCCAGGACUUUUGAAGGAACUCCACCAAUCAUUUUUUCUUUUGUCUCUUUUUUUUAUAUCACUC